Messenger RNA from Dichomitus squalens LYAD-421 SS1, 1462 nucleotides. RefSeq lists its product as uncharacterized. The transcript is spliced from 8 exons. The record is from RefSeq and is a predicted model, not a curated record. Bases 196 to 1368 code for a protein of 390 amino acids. Lineage: Eukaryota; Fungi; Basidiomycota; Agaricomycetes; Polyporales; Polyporaceae.
CUUAGCAUGGUCCUAUAUCCCUAUUGUCUGUCUAUGCACUCGUCGUGACUCUUGCAUGCUGUGCCUCGACGACGUCGGCCCGUCCUUGUGUCCUGAGAAGACAUAAAAGUACUCCCGCGCAGCACACUGCACGCAGUCCGUGAUUUCUAUUUCGCCCUCGAUACCUCUCUGUGCGCUGUGGCGUGUUGGGCCGCGAUGUACAACAAUGCUCCCGUGGUCAUCAAGAUAUCUCAGGAGAUAGACGAUAGCGAGGUUGAGCCCAGCCAGCAUGGUACCCCGCGAGAGCGGUGUCGUUCGGACCCUUGUCUAUCUUCCAGAUUACCAGGAGAUGCUUUCAUCCAGAGAGAGGCCAACGGCUUAGCUUUUAAAGCCGUCAAAGCAGAGCUCGAGCAGAUACGGAAGUCCCUCGAGACUCCUACUUCCCAACAUGGGGACAGCAAACUAUCGCCUACGGCCUCAGUGCACAACUCCCCAGAAUCUAGUCCAAAGGCGCGGCGGAGGUCACUAUUGGACAUGCUACCCUCCGCAUUCAAUGCGGCGAAGACGUUGCGAGAGGCUGCGAAGAAGAGUGAAGGACCGUGGAGGCAGCCUGAGCCUUACGAAAUCAUGCGUGCAAUUGAGAGGAGGGAUAUAAUGUUCCUCAUGGAGGUCCGUGAUAGGUCAUUCGAAAGCCUGGUCAAGAAGUCCGGGGACGCGACACCACUCAUCCAUGCGAUGCGCAUAGAGCAUACAGACAUGGCAAUCGUUCUGCUUGGUGCCUUCUCUCGCUACAUCAACCACUUACAAGACGAAGACCUCCAAAAGCCCGAAACGAAGAACAUGCUCAAAAUGCUGAGGACAAACUUGAAGAUAGCCAUCGACUUCGGCCUGCAGAAGUCCCAGAAGGAUCUUAUGGCGUCUUUUCUACAAACGCUCAUCAUGAGUGAAGGCGACACGUGGAUCACGCUGCAGGCAGGAGACGUAGCUGCUUGUUUGCGAAUGGGCACAGAAGGGAAGCCGGUGCACAAUGCUGAAGCAGCGGUUCGGAGCUUUGCCACCAAGAACUUGGGAAAGGCGGACCUCAUCGCCUCCUUGGAAGACUAUGUGGCCAAUGCGACGGCCGACCUGGUGAUGAUUGCUGCAUGGUCGUCUGCUCUGCAAGUGAUAAACGGCGAAGCAAUACCUACGUACUACUUCGCCCGAGACGAUCGAGUUUACAGGGCUCUCGUGGAGCGGCUCGAUCGACAUAAGGACGAGCUACCGAAGCUAGGGCGCCGGCUGCGGUGGCAGCUUCGAGCCUUGCGCACUCAUCUAGAAGGCCGGAGUAGAGCAUAUCGAGCCAAGGUGGAGUCUCUGGCCAAGGAGCUUGACGAAGGAGAGGGGCGUUGAAACGUCGCGGACAAUUCUUGUUUGUACUUGCUCCAGCUCAGUGCGAUCACUGAUAUGUAUCUCUAGAGCUUCAUCUGAAUGUCUACUGUGCCAG